Messenger RNA from Phragmites australis (common reed), 1864 nucleotides. RefSeq lists its product as uncharacterized. The coding region runs from base 97 to 1683 and encodes 528 amino acids. The transcript is spliced from 4 exons. Gene Ontology annotation, cellular component: outer membrane; SAM complex. Lineage: Eukaryota; Viridiplantae; Streptophyta; Magnoliopsida; Poales; Poaceae. Gene Ontology annotation, biological process: protein insertion into mitochondrial outer membrane. The record is from RefSeq and is a predicted model, not a curated record.
UUUUUCUUUAGCUCAUUUGGCUUUCUCGGCACAGGGGCACAGCAGCACAGCUUGCUAAACACGACCGCCGCUCUCCUCUUUCCCCAAACCUCAACCAUGGCAGCGGCCGCCGAUCCCGCCGCCGACCAACACCCUAAGGACGCUGAGCCCCAUGAGCCCUCCGUAGAACCCAGAGCCGAUGCCGAGUUCUCCGAGGAGUACAGCGAGGAUGAAGAGGUGGACGAGGAGGAGGAGGAGCUGGAAGGGCCGGCGGCCGCGGCGGUGGAGCGGGAGAGGGUGCAGUCCGUGUUCCGGCGUCUGUCAUCAGACCCAGUGGGGAUCCGCGUCCACGAUGUGGCCAUCAAGGGCAACUCCAAGACGCGGGACGAGCUCAUCGAGGCGGAGGUCGCCGACCUGCUCCGCGCCGCGCCGACCGUGCAGGACCUGCUCCGCGCCGCGAGCGUCGCCAGCGCGCGGCUGCACCGGCUCGACGUGUUCGACGCCGUCAAAAUCACGCUCGACGCAGGCCCGCCCGAGCUGCCCGGCACCACCAACGUCGUCAUCGAGGUCGUCGAGGCCGCCAAUCCCGUCACGGGAACCGCCGGCGUCUAUUCCAAGCCCGAGGCAAAAUCUUGGUCAUUGGAAGGGUCACUCAAGUUGAAGAACUUGUUUGGCUAUGGUGACAUCUGGGAUGCUUCAGGUGCGUAUGGUUGGGACCAAACAUCAGAGGUUGGCAUUGGAGUCUCCCUCCCAAGGUUUAAAACAAUACCAACACCGUUGAUGGCCCGGGCAUCAUUGUCCUCACAAGAUUGGCUAAAGUUUUCAUCAUACAAGGAGCGCCUACUUGGCCUUUCAUUUGGUUUGCUUUCAACCAUGAACCAUGACUUGUCUUAUAACCUUACAUGGCGUACUUUAACUGAUCCAUUACGUGUCUCAUCGGAGGCCAUAAGGAGGCAGUUAGGGCAUAAUCUUCUGUCUGCGUUGAAGUAUACAUACAAGAUUGAUGGAAGGGAUUCACAUCUCAGGCCAACGAAAGGAUAUGCAUUUCUGUCAACUUCUCAAGUUGGCGGUCUAUGGGAUAGCAGAGCAUUGAAAUUUUUUCGGCAGGAGUUUGAUGCUCGUGGUGCUGUGCCUUUGGGAUUCUAUAAUUCUGCUCUCAAUGUGGGCAUUGGAGCAGGUGUCAUUUUACCACUAGGAAAAGGAUUCAUGGAUUCGUCUUCACCUGUGCCUGAUAGAUUUUACCUUGGAGGUCAUUCUUCUCCGGUUUGCAGCUUGAGCGGACUCUCAUCCUUGUUGGGUUUCAGAAUAAGAGGAGUUGGCCCAACCGCACCACAGAGGCUUGUCCCUGGCGAAUCUGAUGGUGGCUCUGCUGCCCCUCUAGGAAGGGAUUACUUAGGAGGUGAUCUCACUGUUUCCGCCUUCGCUGACCUUUCUUUUGAUUUACCUCUGAAGUUAUUUAGAGAUGCUGGAAUACAUGGGCACGCAUUUCUCACUGUUGGGAACCUUGCGAAAUUGUCGGAGGGUGAGUAUAAGAAGUUCUCAGUUUCUGAAUUUCGGCGCACAUUUAGGAGCUCUGCAGGUGUUGGCAUUAUUUUGCCCACUAAACUUUUCCGAGUGGAGGUGAACUACUGUUACAUUCUAAAACAAGCUGAGUGUGACAGUGGAAAGACCGGAAUCCAGUUCAGCUUCUCCUCGCCCAUGUAGGAUUUUGUCGUGAAAUGUUUUGCAGCCGAAGUAACUUCUCUUUCCCUUGUAGACUCGCGUUCUUCCAUUGUUCUUUUCUCGCUGAAGCAAUUGCACAAUGAUCAUACUAGCAUUUCAUCGGUUUUUCUUGUGACCGCUCGUUCUUUGGCAUGAGCCUGAGCCUAGAGUUGCUCAUUCUUUU